GGAAAAGUAUAGAAACACGAGUACUUUCAUUAUCCGUACUUUUAAGCUCUACUUUGACAUUAAUCACACUCGAAUGCAAUAGUUUGUACAGCAACAUCGCGUGCACAAGGAGAGCGGUGAAUUCGUUUUUGCAACUGCAUAUCAUCCAAUGUGUCAAAAAUUAAGAACUUUAUCGAAACCGUUUAAUCAGAAUUAACUUGACUAAUACAAGCGAGUGAUCAAAAGAUACGCAUUUCAAGGUUUGUGCACUUUACUGUUAAGAAAAGACCGGCUCUCUUCACUGAUCAAUUAAAGGGGAGAUAAUGGGGCAUCCUCCGCUCGAGUUCAGCGACUGCUACUCCGACAGUCCUGAUUUCAGAGAGAGACUAAAAUGCUACGAAAACGAGCUGGAAAGAACUAGCAGGUUCCUCAAGGAUGUGAUCAAGGACGGGAACAGUGUGAUCAGCACUAUUAAAGAUUACUCGCUUGCUGUGCAGAAGUUCUCUCAUACCCUUCAGUCAUUCCAGUUUGAUUUCAUCGGUGACACUCUGACCGAUGAUGAGAUGAACAUUGCUGAGUCAUUUCGAGAGUUUGCUGGUCUUCUGCAGGACGUGGAAGAGGGCCGGAUGAUGGUGGUCCAGAAUGCCUGUGACUUGCUCAUUAAACCUUUGGAAAAGUUUAGAAAAGAACAGAUUGGAGUCACAAAGGAGAGACGAAAAAAGUUUGAGAAGGAGAGUGAGAAGUAUUACUCUCAGUUGGACAAACAUGUGAACCUGUCAUCAAAGAAAAAGGAGACACAGCUACAGGAGUCCGAUGAACUGUUGGGUAAGGAGCGUCAGGCAUUUUACGAGUCGUCUGUUGAGUAUGUGUUCCAGAUCCAACAAGUUCAAGACAGGAAGUUUGAUGUUGUGGAGCCUGUUUUGGCGUUUCUGCAGAGCAUCUUAACUCUGAAUAAUCUGACAGUGGAGAUGACGCAGGACUUUCUUCCUUACAAGCAGGAGCUUCAGCUCAGCCUACAGAAUACCCGUAACCACUUUGAGAGCACCAGAGAGGAGAUGGAAGAGCUAAUGAAGCGGAUGAAACAGCCGGCACAGAUCUGUAUUAGACAAGGCCAGCAGCCAACCAUGGAGGGAUACCUCUACGUACAGGAGAAAUGGGCUCUGGGUGUUACCUGGGUGAAGUAUUAUUGUAAAUACUUCAAGGACAGCAAGUUAUUCAUUAUGUUGCCAAUGGAACAAAAAACAGGGACCAAACAGACCACAGCUCAUCUCACACUGAAGUCCUGCAUUCGCCGUAAAACUGAAUCCAUUGAUAAACGCUUUUGUUUUGACAUUGAGACAAACGAAAGGUGCAGCCCUGUGCUGCUCCAGGCUAUUUCUGAGGCAAACAGGAAGCAGUGGAUCGAGGCCAUGGAUGGGAAAGAACCAAUUUAUCAUUCUCCAAUACAAAAGCAGGCAGAGAUGGAGCUGAAUGGCCUGGGCUUCAAAUUUGUCAGAAAAUGCAUCAACUUUGUGGAAACGAAAGGGCUGACUCAGGAAGGAGUUUACAGGACGGUCGGCAGCAACAUUCAAGUACAAAAAUUUCUGAAUGCAUUUUUUGACCCGAAGUGUCCAGGUGAUGCAGAUUUCAGUUCUAAUGAUUUGGACAUUAAGACCAUUACUAGUGCCUUGAAAUUCUAUCUACGGAGUCUAAGUGAACCGCUUAUGACCUACAGUCUGCACGGGGAACUGAUCUUAGCAGCAAAGUCUGAGAAUCUGGAUUAUCGAUUAGGGGCGGUUCACUCUCUUGUUUACAAACUUCCAGAGCGGAAUAGAGAGAUGUUGGAACUGCUAAUUAAACACCUAGUCAGUGUAUGCAGCCAAAGCAGUGAAAAUCGGAUGACUGUGUCAAAUAUGGGUGUAAUAUUUGGCCCCACUCUCAUGAGAGCAGAAGAGGAGACGGUGGCAGCCAUGUUGGAUAUAAAGUUUCAGAAUAUCAUCAUGGAGAUCCUCAUUGAGGGUUAUAACAAGAUCUUCAAGGGUCCUCCAGAAGAAACCACACUGCCUCCUAUCCCGCCUCCAAGGGUGGCGCCACGGAAACGGCAGCCAAUUACAAUCUCAAAACGCCCACCCCGUCUUUACCCUGCCCUUCAGCCUCCAUCUUGUGAGAGGCUAGAGCAAAAUGGUACCACCCACAACGGAGGGGAACCCGAGGGUAAUACCAGCCUCACCAGUCCGGUUCCACACCAAAGAACGAAACUGGCACCUCCUUCCUUCUGUCCUCCAUCAGUCCCUCUCUCCUCGCCAACAUCUCGGAGGCCAGAUCUUCCCAAAGCUCUCCGCCCCUUGGAUUGUGAUGAUGAUGCCAAGCUAGAAAUUAGGAUACAGGAUAAUCAGAGGUCGAAUGCCAUGGUGACAACCAAUGGGGAAUUAGGAGCUUCAGUGAACCGAGCUCAGUCUUUCCAGGGAAGGACACCGCAGCCCAAAGGGAUUACCGGAGAGGGUCAGGGGCUGAAAGGACGAUCUUUCUCAGACAAGAGUUCUAUCUGCCGGCCACCCACUAGACCACCAGACCCGCCAUCCCGCUGCCCUGCUAAAACUGAAGACACACCAGCAUCAUAUGUCGCCUCCAAAACCCAAUUUUUUGAAAAUGCUUCUAGACAGAUGGGGAGCUUCUGUCAGAUUUCUUCUUCUAACACCUCACAUGCAGCUUCUAAAGAUGAGAACACUAAAUAAGAAAUCACCACUACGACUGACUUGUGGACCACACACAACAGAGGUCAAGAGACUGUGUUGCUCAGGCCUGAGUCUGGAUCUGGUUUUGGGAGAUACAUUAUAAAUGUUACUGACAGAGAGCCAUGGCACCACCCCUAAACCCAAGUUUUGUUUUUGUGAACGAAUCAAAAAGGGUACUGUUUUGUGUGUGCAUGAUGCACUUCCCUGUCACAAUUUUAAUCACUUGAUCAUUUUGUGGUAAAACAAAUUCUUUGAUUCUUACUCGGAUCAAAGAACAAAACGAAAAGACUUUAAUCUUUUUUUUUUCUCAAACACUUUGACCUUCAUGUGAACAAUAGGGAUAACUCCCCCUUUCCCUCCCUCAUUGUGUCUCUCAAUAUCUCCCCUUUUCUCUGACCUACAUACAGUAAGUCACUGAUCGAGACUAACAGCUUACUGUCUCACUCCUGCACAUACGUCAUAACUACAGACUUGGCUUUAAGAGAGACUGAAGGUGGAAUACACCCUGAAUUUAUUAUAUAAAACGGAGAAUCGACACUAAUCAGCAUUUACGCAGAAGCAGAAUAUAGUUCUAUUAAUUAUGUUAUUAUCUCAGUAAUUAGUAACUGGAAGGAGAUGAAUGGACCUGGGUGCUGGUUCUCGAUGUUUUUGACAAGCAAAGUAGUUACGGUAAUUGCAGUGUCUCUCCUUUCAUCUGGUGGGCCACACCUGUGGUUUUCCUACAGCAAACCAAAAGGGACUGAGGAAAUUUUCACAGGGCAAAGUUUGCUUGUCUCUCCCUGUCUCCUGCUUUUUAAGAUGAUCAGUUUACCUUAAUAAUAAAGAGAACUUUCCUUACUUUCCCUUUUUAUUAUUAAAUGGACCUGUCCCAAUCUUCAAUCGAAACGUGUGUUUGAUCUCAAAAUACUGUGAGCCUUAACCAGAUUUUUCUUUUGUGACUAAAAAUGUGAAAGCUUAAGACUUGAUAAGUCUCAUGUUCACACAGUCAGAAAUAAAAAGAAAACGAAUAUUGAAAUGUUUAGCAGAAUUUCAGAUAAGGAUGACAUUUUUAGAGAGCUUUGUGCAGGUUUGGCAGUAACCCAAUUUCACAUUUGAAGCAGAUCGGGGAACAUUUCUAUGUAAUAUCAUUGCCAUAAAGCUUCAGCUCAUUUCCAGUUUGUGUAUUUUGUUUUGUCAAUUAAUUUUUUUAAAAAAUAUUUUAUUGUUUCUUCAACUGUUUGUCAAGUUGUUGAUGCCUAACUCUUCAAAACAGGAAACUGUGUGUUUUCGUUUGAAUGUGCUGCAAGAAAAUGCAGCUGUGUUUGUUUGUCUUUUUCGGUGUAAGUGCACAGUUUACAAACACAGUAUAAAAAAAAUCUAUAGAUUGAACUAGCCUCGGGAUUCUAAUUAAUAAAUGAUCGGCAGAAAAAAAGACGACUGGAAUCAACUUAAAUUAAAACAGCUGUGCAUCAAAACCCAACAGAGCACAAAUUCAUGGUGUAGAAAAACAAUGCUUAAGUUAGACUGGCCCAAUGUUUUCUACAGAAACUUUUCUCAAGCCCAGUUGAAACUUUUUGUACCAUAUUGUUUAGGCCCACACGAUACAGGGUGUCACAUAAAAGUUACAAAGGCUACAAAGGUUUUUUUUUUUCAAUAUUUAUUUUAUUUAUUUAACUGGAAGAAGUAAAACUUAAACAAACCUGAUUUACACAAGCUCUACACAACACGAAUCAGAGCAUGAAAGUGUCCGAUAAGCAAUCUUCAGUUAGAUUAGAAAUCAGUUUGCAAACUGUUUGAAAUAAAUGGUCAGUUAACAACUGUAAAUACAACACUACAUAGCAGUACUAAACAUUCUGCAAAAAAGCAAGCAUGCACACACUGACACACACCCACUCAUACAUACACACAACUGCUGUAAAAAAAAGACUAUAAAGUUACAAAGGUUUAAGUAACAAACAUCAUUUAAGAAGCUAGAAUUUUAUCUUUCCAGAAUAUGAAAAGGCAAAAAAUAUCCCAUAACACCAAGAAAAAACAGGAAUUAUUCACACCGGAGAAAAGAGCUGUAAAAAAGCAUUCGCUAAUGAUUAGUUGUGUAAUUGCUUAUAUCACCCAGCAAAAAGAUUUAAAAUGGAAACAAGUAGUUGCUACAUAUAUGGGAGUUUUAUGUGGUUUACAAAGCUUGAAUAGGAUAUAAAUAGUUACUGCUCUGCCUGCAACAAUGUUCACAUGGAUUCGAUUGGACUUUUCAUUUGUAAAACUCAUUUAGUGUCUGUAAACCAGUGUGGUGCUCACAUUUAUGUAAAACCCUGUUUUAAUGAAGUCGAAUUAAUGCACACCUUGUUGAUUUUCUGUCCAGAUCACAGAAAAAAAUACAUCAGGGCAAAAUUGUUUGGUACAUUUAUUUUCCCUUGUGUACUGAAUGACCCAUUUAUAACUGCAGGAAGCAUCCUGGUGACAUGCAGACCAUUAUUAAGACUAAGUUCUCCUGUUCUAUUGUACAUUGUUUAUAUGAGAGCAGAAAUGUUGGUAGGAUCCAAGCAAACGUUUUGUUAUCCAACACAGGCCAAAUACGAUACAAAACAUCACAUUGAGAAUGCAGAAAUGUCCUUAUUGA
Molecule: messenger RNA, 5286 nt
Organism: Xyrauchen texanus (razorback sucker)
Lineage: Eukaryota; Metazoa; Chordata; Actinopteri; Cypriniformes; Catostomidae
Product: oligophrenin-1-like
Exons: 24
Coding region: 303-2693 (796 amino acids)
Biological process (GO): signal transduction
Cellular component (GO): cytoplasm
Molecular function (GO): GTPase activator activity; protein binding
Source: RefSeq, a predicted model, not a curated record